AUGAGGACAACUCCAAAUAGUGUUAAGGAAACAGCUUCUAAGGCUUCAACUCAAGAUUAUAAAAAAUAGCAAUCGCAACCAACUGUUAGCAUACCGGAGUCUAGUUAAUUGUUUCACAUACCAUAGAAAUAUUGUCAGCAGAGAUUCAAGCCUUAGCCUACGAUUUCGAAAUCUAUUGAAGAGAAGAGAUACAAGGCGAAUAAAAAUAAUUUUUCAGAAAUUAACAAUAGAACCAACAGUAGUUCUAAAAGUCGCAUAUCAGCAUUCACAAGCAAUCAAAUAGAGGAUGAAUCAAUGUAUAGUUCAUAAAAUGCUUUAAAAUUAAAAAAAUUAAUAGGGGAUUCGUAGACUUUGAAUGCUCAUCUAUAUAUCUCAAAAUCUAAUUUGACAUGUGAUUCAACAAGUCCAGGAGUAAGAUAGAAUAAAUCAGGAUACAAAAAGUAGAAUGAUUUAGACAUAGCAUAAAUUAAUAUGUUGAGAGAAAAGACACUAAUGCAGAAGAAGGCUUAUUAAUUGUAAUUCACUUAAUCCAAAGACUUAAUGGAUUAAUUAUUGAAUUUGGACAGAUAAAUUUAAGGAACAGUGCAAGAACAAUCAAAAAAAUUGCUCUAUUUAAAAUCGAGAGGUUUAUGGGAACCAUUCAAAGAUUUGUUCAAUAAGCAAUUCGCAAGAACAUCUUUAUAAUAUAAGUCCUCCUUAAAUUUAUUGUAGAUUCAGGUAAGAGAGAUUGAAUAACAAUGGCAAGAUAUAACAAUGAAUAUUACUAAUAACAUAUUUGAGUUGAUGUAAAAUUCUGCAGUUCUUAUGUCAUAUGAAUAGGACUUAAAAUUGAAUGAAAUGAUAGAACAAAUGAGAAGAGAAAGGGAUAUUUGGUAAAAUAAUUAUAAAUCUCUUGAAUAAGAAAGAGACAUCUUGUUAGAGACAGUAUCUUAAUUAAAAUAAACAUUAGAGAAGAUAAAACCCUAAUAACAAUAAUAAUAAUCUAAGAAAGGAAAAGAUAUAGACUAAUUGGAAACUCAUUAAUUGAAAGAGAUGGCUCAAUUGAUGCAAGACAAGAUUUAGGAAAUGUCUGAGAAGGAAUCUAAGUUAAUCAAAUUAGUAUUAGCAAUAAAGAGAUCAGGAAUUGAUAUUGAAAAAAUAUACAAUGAGGAAGUUCUGAAUGAAGAUUCGAUUUCAGAAUAACAGAAUCAGUCUAUUAGAGAAAAAAAAUAGAUGAUAACAAAAUUAGAAAAGAGCUAUAAUGAUGCAGAUAAUUCAGUUGUUAACGAUUCGGAUGAAUCCAGUUUCUAAUAUAAUGGAAGAUUGGAAGAUGAGAGUAUAGUAGAGAGUAUCCGAAGAUUUGAAAAUAGAAUUUCAAAUAAUGCAUAUGCCUUAGAAAGUAAAAGUUAAGUAAGGAUGAAGAUUGAUUUGUCUAAAUGUAAUCAGAAUCAAUAAAAAAUCCAAUAGUUAUAAUAGUUACAAUAAUAAUAAUUAGUUAAGAAACAACAAUAACAGCAAUAGAAUACUAUAAAUAAAUUAAAAAUACCUGAAUAAGAUCCCUUAGGAUUUCAUUAAGAAUUUAUGAUGAAGUUCAACGAGUUUUCAGAGAGUUGGAGACUGCAAGUCUUAAAAGAUGAGAAAAAGAUAAAUUAAUGA
Paramecium tetraurelia is the source of this 1635-nucleotide messenger RNA. RefSeq lists its product as uncharacterized. Lineage: Eukaryota; Ciliophora; Oligohymenophorea; Peniculida; Parameciidae. The record is from RefSeq and is a predicted model, not a curated record. The transcript has 4 exons.